Molecule: messenger RNA, 1545 nt
Organism: Candidozyma auris
Lineage: Eukaryota; Fungi; Ascomycota; Pichiomycetes; Serinales; Metschnikowiaceae
Gene: DAL7
Product: Dal7p
Exons: 1
Coding region: 1-1545 (514 amino acids)
Biological process (GO): transmembrane transport
Cellular component (GO): membrane
Molecular function (GO): transmembrane transporter activity
Source: RefSeq, a predicted model, not a curated record
AUGUCGCUACACUCCAAAGAGAAGCCUCAUAUCUACGUUUCGAGCUCUAAAGUGAAUUCCGUGGAUUUGGGGGAAGCUAUCUCCAGCAACAACAAAAAUAUCAUUGGGUUAGACCUCUUUGAGCAGGCAAAUGAAAUUCCAGAAGAAGAGUUUGAAUCUGAGAUCAAGGGGAUACGUUUCAAAGUUGACCUUCGAAUCGUGCCGAUCCUUUGUGUCACAUACACUUUACAAUUUCUAGAUAAGCUAAGCCUAAACUAUGCAUCAGCUUACUCACUCAAGGAAGAUUUGGGCCUACAUGGACAAAGGUACUCAUGGGUUGCUGCUAUCUUCAAUUUUGGAUACUUGUUCUGGGCGAUGCCUUCCAACUACAUUAUUCAAAAAGUUCCCCUUGCAAAAUACACCGGUAUCAUGAUCUUUGUGUGGGCAAUCAUUCUAAUAGCGCAUAUUGGCACAAAGAACUACGCUGGAAUGCUUGUUGUCAGAUUUGUUCUUGGGAUGUUCGAGGCAGGAAUCUCCCCAUCAUGUAUGAUGAUAUGUGGUAUGUUCUAUUCUCGACAGGACCAGCCUUUCAGAAUGUGUACAUUUUUGAGCUUCAACGGUGUUGCAACCAUCGUAGGAGGACUCCUUGGGUUUGGUCUUGGCCACUCUCACCUGCCUGCUAUCGCCUCAUGGAAAUUAAUCUUUUUAGUUAUUGGACUUUUGAACUUUGUGUGGUCCAUUGUCUUUCUCUGGGUUACUCCAGACAGUCCUGCUUCCGCUAAGUUUCUCACUGAACGUGAGAGGGCAAUACUUAUCAAAUACAUCUCCAAAAAUAACCAAGGUGUUAAAGACAAACAAUUUAAAUGGCCACAGGCAUUGGAGGCUGCCACUGAUAUUGGAGUGUACAUCGUUGUCUUGGUGGGUUUGGGUUGUGGAAUUAUCAAUGGCGGAGUGUCAAAUUUCCAAUCGGCUUUAAUCAAGGGUUUUGGUUUUGAUGGCCUCGCUGCAACGGCUUUACAGAUGCCUACGGGAGCCAUUGAAUUCAUCAUAGUACUCGCGGCUGGUGUCCUUGCGUUGAAAGUCGACAACAUACGAUGUUUACUUUUUGUACUUCUUUGUCUUCCAGGUUUUUCUGGUCUCAUUGGAAUUCAUGUCAUUGAAGACGAUAAGUGGGCUUCAGUUGGCUGCACGUGGUUGCAAUAUAUCAUUGGAGGUCCAGUAAUCAUGUCGUGGAUCUUCAUCAAUGCCAACAUUGGUGGUACUACAAAAAAAGUCGUCACUAACGGGUGCUGGUUCACAAUGUAUGCGGCAGGGAACAUCAUCGGGGCCAAUAUCUUCUAUGCUAAGGAAGCCCCCAAGUACAACUCUGCUAUGAUUGGUCUUAUGACUUGCUACUCAGGAAUGAUUGCGUUAGGAAUUGGCUACUACUUCCUCUUGAGAGCCAGGAAUUUUAGAAGAGAUAGAGCACAAGGUGAACAAAAUGAGGGAAUGAAGCAAGAGGCUGUAUUGAAUGGGUUUAAGGGCCUCACUGAUUUCGAGAACGACGGAUUCCGUUAUGCCUUGUGA